Molecule: messenger RNA, 2738 nt
Organism: Drosophila albomicans
Lineage: Eukaryota; Metazoa; Arthropoda; Insecta; Diptera; Drosophilidae
Gene: Mad1
Product: mitotic spindle assembly checkpoint protein MAD1
Exons: 3
Coding region: 101-2314 (737 amino acids)
Biological process (GO): mitotic spindle assembly checkpoint signaling; attachment of mitotic spindle microtubules to kinetochore
Cellular component (GO): kinetochore; mitotic spindle; nuclear envelope
Source: RefSeq, a predicted model, not a curated record
GCGGUCACACUAGCCGACAGCUCUUUUCGAGGUUUCGCAUUUUUGUGGCACGCUUCAAAAACAAAAGAAAAUACGUCAGCGAUUAAAUUAAUUUGACAAAAUGGAUGAAAUACGAAGCAGCUUGGACAACAUAAUGGCGCGUUUCAACGACAGCAUCACACACUCCGCGCCCAAGAAGCUUGUUUUCGACCGGCUUUCGAUGUCGUUCAACGAUGACUCUGUGACAGUGCCAAAGAAGCGCCGCUUAAACGAUAAUGAUUCAUUGAACGGCAGUCUAAACAUCAGUCUCAAUGCCAGCAACACAUCGCUGAACAACUCCUUCAACGAUCCAGCGGGUCCAUGGCAAACUCGCAAAUUACGCGCAGAUUUAAUUGAAACCAAGGCGAUCGUAACACAACUGCAGGAACAACUGGCAGUGCAGGCCAAGGAUCACGCCGCUGCAGUGGCACACGCCGAGGCCAAAGCCGAUGCACUGAAAGAGCAAUGCGACUAUACGAGCGCCAAGUUGCUGGAGAUGGAGAAGCAUCUCCAAGUGACGCGCAAGCGAGAGCAUAAUGCGCGUCAAGAAGUCAAUCGUGUGCUGGCCGAAGUCGAGGAGCAAAAACUUAAAUACGAAACUGCGCUCGGUGCGGCCGAGCAGGAGAAGUCGCAGCUGGAGGACGAUGCACGUGAAGUGCAGCAUUGCAUCAGCAACGAGCUCAGCGAAUACAAGCGACAAAGUGAACGCUUGCAGUUGGAGCUGGAGGCCACCAAGAACGAGUUGGCACGCAUACGUCGACGACAUGACGAAUAUAAAGCUAAUUCCGCCAGCUAUGACAAGCUGCAGAUGGACUUCGAGUUGCAGCAACAGACACUGGAUACGGCGAAUGCGCGCAUCAAGGAGCUGGAAUUUGAAAUAGAAUCGUACAGCGAUUGGAAGGAGGUCACGAAGACAUCGCAGGCCCGGCUGUUGAGUGUGCCAGAGCUGCAGGCGGAAGUAGUUCGUUUGCGUGCGCACAACAAGCAUCUGAACACGCUGAUUGGCGACAAGUUGCUGCUCGAAGAAAAGGUGCAUGACUACAAGACGCGUCUGGAUCGCGAGGAAGGCGCUCGCGCCGAAGCCGCCGCGCUGCAAGUGAAGCUCACUCAUGUGGAGCUGGAGCUGAAGGAGUGGAUCAAGGUGGCGCAGGAUCAUUGUCUGGCCAACACACUUGUCAGCCCCUUGGCAUUGCGCACACGCAUCGAGCAGCUGCUGCAGGACGACAUUGUGCGCGUGGCCGAGAAGGGAAACUCUGAUGCGGAGACCAAGAAGUUGCAAUCGGCGCUGCUGGAGUUGCAGCAACAGUGCGCCGUCUAUUUGAAGAACAUCGAGGACAUGAAUGUGGUGCUGAAGCGACACAAGAGCUUCCGCGAACGUUUGCAACGCAAGCUGUUGAUUGUGUGCAAGGAGCGUGACUUUUACAAGCAGCUGCUAGAGAACUUUGACAAGGACAUGACAAUGACGAAUGCCAGCACCGCUGAGAUGACCAACGACAUGCAGGUGCGCUGUCGUGUCGAGGUGCUGGAACGCACUUUGACCGGCUACAAGGAGAUGUGCUCGACGCUGGAGCGGGAGAUGCAAAAUAUGCGCCAGCAGGAAUCUCUUAGUGAGCUGCCCGUCAACGAGAAUGGCUACGAUGGCGUCAAGAAGGAGCUGGACACGCUGCGCUUGGAGAACGAUCGUUUGCGUCGCCGCAAGGAUGAGCUCGAACUGGAGCUGGAGCAUCGUUGUUUGCGUGGCGAUUUCAACAUGGGCAACUACAAGGUGCUGCACAUGAGCGAGAAUCCGGCGAACGAGGCUUACGAGGCCACCAAGAAUGUGAUGGAAAAGCUGCAGGCGGAGAUUGAGCGUCUAAAGCGACGCAACAAGAAGCUGGAGGAUGAGAGCGAACAGACGCAGACAAACAGCGGUGGCCUCACCAUGAACUUUAAGGAGUUGAAUCAACUGCGUGCCGAACUCGAGUCGGCCAAUGGCCGAUUGAAGAAGGCAAAGGAUUGCUUCAAGGCGGCAAGGAAUGAAUUCCGCGAUGUUUGCUACAUGCUGCUGGGCUAUAGAAUUGAUCGCGUCGGAUCCAACAGUCACUAUCGCAUUUCCAGCAUGUAUGCCGAGAGUCCCGAUGAUUAUCUCUCGAUUAGCGUGAACGAAUCCAACUGCUUGGCACUGCUGGAGUCGCCGUAUUCACAGACCUUAAAACCGGCCAUCGAUCAACAGUUGGCAGCCAAUAACUCAUUUCCCGCAUUCUUUGCCGGUCUCACACUGGAGCUGUUUCAACGUGCCACCGUCACAAUUACUUAGAGUGGACAGCCAACAUAUAUUAGAGCAUAUUUUUAGUUAGGCUUACACUUAGUUUAAAUAUUAAUACACUGAAUAGUUUAUUAAGCACAGAGCAGACUUUGUAAAUUGUGGCACUUACGAAGCGAUCGCAGCUUCCGUUUGCGAUAAGCGAAGAACAGAGAGCGAGAGCGAAUCACAGUUGUGGAGAAGACCGUCGGAGUCUCAAGAGUUAACAGUGGCAACAAUUUUUGGCCGCAACAAGUCUAAUCACCACUGUCGAAAUUCUCGAACUAAUGACGCGUGCUCAAAAGAUUUGCCAUUUAUUUGGAAGUCAUUGCGAUAAAACAAAAAACACUUUGUGGGCUCGCCAAAAACAACAAAAAAAAAAUAUAGUUCAACUUCUUAAUGUAUACACUCGAGUAUUAAAUUCUAACUAUUUUUAGCA